UGGGCUGCGGUCCGGAGCUGAAGAGCGAGCGGCGGGCGGCUCCGGAGGGAACGGCGGGAGUUCGGCGGCGGCCCGGGCGCUCGGUCCCUCAGGGCCCAGCGUUGCCCGCGAGGCGGCCGUCGGCGGGCGGGCGAUGGCGGCGCGGGGGGCGCGGCGGCGCGCGCUGCGGCUGCUCUUGGUGGUGCAGCUGCUGGCCGGGGCGGCGCGGGGCGCUCGGGGAGGACUGCCUGAACUGUCCUCCGCUGCAAAACACGAAGACAGUUUGUUUAAGGAUUUGUUUGAAGACUAUGAAAGGUGGGUUCGUCCUGUGGAACGCCUGAGUGACAAAAUAAAAAUCAAGUUUGGCCUUGCAAUAUCUCAGUUGGUGGAUGUGGAUGAGAAAAACCAGCUAAUGACAACAAACGUCUGGUUGAAACAGGGAUGGGUAGACGCAAAGCUAAGAUGGAACCCUGAUGAGUACGGAGGAAUAAAGAUUAUUCGUGUCCCUUCAGACUCUCUGUGGACCCCAGACAUCGUUUUGUUUGACAAUGCAGAUGGACGUUUUGAAGGGGCCACUACGAAAACAGUUGUCAGGUACGAUGGCUCCGUCACCUGGACACAACCAGCAAACUACAAAAGUUCUUGUACUAUAGAUGUUACAUUUUUCCCAUUUGAUCUCCAAAAUUGUUCCAUGAAAUUCGGCUCUUGGACAUAUGAUGGAACCCAGGUUGAUAUAAUCCUAGAGGACCAGGAUGUGGACAGAACAGACUUUUUUGACAAUGGAGAAUGGGAAAUUGUGAGCGCGAUGGGGAGCAAAGGGAACAGAACGGACAGCUGCUGCUGGUACCCUCACGUCACGUACUCCUUUGUGAUUAAGCGGCUGCCUCUCUUCUAUACCUUAUUUCUUAUUAUUCCGUGCAUCGGGCUCUCGUUUCUGACUGUGGUUGUCUUCUACCUGCCUUCAAAUGAGGGCGAGAAGAUCAGCCUGUGCACUUCAGUGCUUGUCUCUCUCACUGUCUUCCUUCUGGUUAUUGAAGAGAUCAUACCCUCAUCUUCCAAAGUCAUACCUCUGAUUGGAGAGUAUCUGGUGUUCACCAUGAUUUUCGUGACACUGUCCAUUAUGGUGACUGUCUUUGCCAUCAACAUCCACCAUCGCUCUUCCUCAACACACAAUGCAAUGGCGCCAUGGGUCCGUAGGAUCUUUCUUCACAAGCUUCCCAAACUGCUCUGCAUGAGGAGUCAUGCAGACAGGUACUUCACACAGAGAAAAGAAACCGAGAGCGGCAGGGGACCUAAGUCUAGGAACACUUUGGAGGCUGCGCUGGAUUGUGUCCGCUACAUCACGAGGCACGUCAUGAAGGAGAAUGAUGUCCGUGAGGUUGUUGAAGAUUGGAAAUUCAUAGCCCAAGUUCUUGAUCGGAUGUUUCUGUGGACCUUUCUUCUGGUUUCAGUCAUUGGGACUCUAGGACUUUUUGUUCCUGUUAUUUAUAAAUGGGCCAAUAUAAUAGUCCCAGUUCACAUUGGAAAUACAAUUAAGUGAAACAAGAAGCCACACUAUGAAUUUAGUUGUCAUGCAUCUCUUAGGGCACGUAUACAAUUAUGGAAAUUUGAAAUUAUUUACAAUUUGAUAUAGGCUGUAACAGAUUAGUGAUUUCUAACAUUGACUUGAUAUUGCCCAUUAGAGCUUAAGUCAUAGUUGCAAGUGGUAAGAAAACAUUACCCGUCUGCACUAGCGGAGGCCUAGCGUCUGCAUCCUGGCAAAUCCUGCUAACUUACAAUCAAUGAUGAAGUUCAUCUUUGGAGUGCUAGAAAAUGCAACUAUAUCUGAAGACUGUUUAAAACUUUUUCCAAAUUUAGUAAAAGCAUAUCUUUGUGUGGUUUUGAAUUUUUAGAAUGGGUCUAGUUAAAUUGCCUACACUGGCCCCAAACUGCCUGAGUAGCCAGGACUACAAGGUGUGCAAAGAAACACUGCCCCCGAGUCCCAGGUGGAAAACGACUGAGUAUGCUCUGUGAUGCCCAGCUAAUAUAUAUACUUUAAAAUUCCCCCUGUCCUGUAUUCACAGAUGUAUAAUACAUUAUACUUCUAUAUGAAGAAGGCCAGUUACUUGGUUUAAUAAUAACUUAAUGUCAGUUAGUGUUCUAUGGCUGUGAAGAGACACAAUGACCAUGGCAACUCUUAUAAAGGACAUUUAAUUGGGACUGGCUUAUAGGUUCAGAGGUUUAGUCCUUUAUCAUCAUGGUGGGAAGCAUGGCAG
Meriones unguiculatus (Mongolian gerbil) is the source of this 2234-nucleotide messenger RNA. It is a transcript of the gene Chrna5, whose product is annotated as cholinergic receptor nicotinic alpha 5 subunit. The transcript is spliced from 6 exons. Lineage: Eukaryota; Metazoa; Chordata; Mammalia; Rodentia; Muridae. The record is from RefSeq and is a predicted model, not a curated record. Gene Ontology annotation, cellular component: synapse; neuron projection; postsynaptic membrane. Gene Ontology annotation, molecular function: acetylcholine-gated monoatomic cation-selective channel activity; transmembrane signaling receptor activity. Gene Ontology annotation, biological process: signal transduction; chemical synaptic transmission; nervous system process. Bases 134 to 1519 code for a protein of 461 amino acids.